This is a messenger RNA of Myxocyprinus asiaticus (Chinese sucker), 7096 nucleotides long. Its product is annotated as receptor tyrosine-protein kinase erbB-4-like. The transcript has 27 exons. Gene Ontology annotation, molecular function: ATP binding; epidermal growth factor receptor binding; transmembrane receptor protein tyrosine kinase activity. Gene Ontology annotation, cellular component: basal plasma membrane; signaling receptor complex. NCBI's taxonomy places the organism in Eukaryota, Metazoa, Chordata, Actinopteri, Cypriniformes, Catostomidae. Gene Ontology annotation, biological process: multicellular organism development; cell surface receptor protein tyrosine kinase signaling pathway; protein phosphorylation. The record is from RefSeq and is a predicted model, not a curated record. Bases 257 to 4549 code for a protein of 1430 amino acids.
AAGGCACUUGCCCGGGCACGGAGACCGUAACUCGGUCCGGAAUUGAUCGCAGAGUGAUGACAGUUUCAACGCAGACCAAAUUAGACGAGAAAUAACUCACUUUCACCUCUGUCGUUUUGUGAACUGGACCAAUUUUACUUGCAGAAAUAAACCAAGGCGCAAUUCCAGACCAUGCGCCCUGUUUAAACAGUUGCGCAAAGACGGACAGGUCAUUUGACAGCUCGCCAACGGGACAUUGGAGUGGACAUGUGAAGAAAUGGAUAUGCAUCCUCUUCAUCUGAUCAAGAUGCGAUCUGAAAUCGUCAUCUUCCUCAUCCUCACUGCUGUGGUUGUUCCCCAGUGCGCCUCGCAGUCAGUUUGUCCUGGCACCGAUAAUAAGCUCAGUACACUGUCUGAUUUGGACCAGCAGUACAGAACUCUCCGUAAAUUCUACGAGAACUGUGAGGUUGUCAUGGGUAAUCUGGAGAUCACCAGUAUUGAACGGAACCGCAACUUGUCUUUCCUCAAGUCUAUCCGGGAGGUGACAGGUUAUGUGUUGGUGGCUCUGAACCAAUUUGACUAUCUUCCUCUUGAGAACCUGCGGAUCAUCCGUGGCACUAAUGUGUAUGAAGGACGCUAUGCGCUGGCCAUCUUUCUCAACUACAGACGAGAUGGCUACUUUGGUCUUAGACAACUCGGACUCAAGAACUUGACAGAAAUCCUGAAUGGAGGUGUAUAUGUGGAUCAGAAUAAAUUCUUGUGCCAUGCUGACACCAUUCACUGGCAUGACAUCAUCAAGAACUCCCAUGCUGAACUUCUAGUGGUUCCUUCCAACAACAGUGGCAACGCAUGCAGACGGUGUCACAGAUCUUGUAAUGGACGUUGCUGGGGUCACCAAGAAGACCAGUGCCAAAUCUUGACAAAGACGGUAUGUGCUGAGCAAUGUGAUGGUCGUUGUUUUGGUCCGUACGUCAGUAACUGCUGCCAUCAAGAAUGUGCUGGAGGAUGUUUUGGGCCUAAAGACAUGGACUGCUUCGCUUGUACGAAUUUCAAUGACAGCGGUGCAUGUGUGACACAGUGUCCUCAGCCGUUUGUCUACAAUCCAACAACCUUCCAGCUCGAGUACAAUCCCAAAGCCAAAUACACCUAUGGAGCUUUCUGUGUCAAGAAAUGCCCACAUAACUUUGUGGUGGAUCACAGCUCUUGUGUCAGAGCCUGUCCGAGCAACAAGAUGGAGGUUGAGGAAAAUCACAGCAAGAUGUGCAUCCCGUGCACUGACAUCUGUCCGAAAGUGUGUGAUGGAAUAGGUACCGGCAGUCUUCAGACAGCUCAAACUGUAGAUUCCAGCAACAUUGAGAAGUUUGUCAAUUGCACCAAGAUCAAUGGCAACCUCAUCUUCCUCAUCACUGGCAUCAAAGGGGAUAUGUUUCAUGGUAUCAAAGCCCUGGACCCUGAUCAGCUAAAUGUAUUCCGCACCGUUAGAGAGAUUACAGGAUUUUUGAACAUCCAGUCAUGGCCGGAAAACAUGACGGAUCUUGGUGUUUUCUCAAAUCUUGCCACCAUUGGAGGACGAACUCUUUAUAGUGGUAUUUCUCUGCUGAUCCUGAAACAGCGCUGGAUCUCUUCACUGCAGUUCCAGUCUCUGAGAGAGAUCAGCGCUGGUAACGUUUACAUAACCAACAACAGUCAGCUCUGCUUCUACAAUACAGUGAACUGGACGGGCCUGUUCCGCACCAGCACCCAGAGAGCGCUCAUAAAAAACAACAGAGACCCUAGAGAGUGCACUAAACAGCAUAUGGUGUGUGAUCCACUGUGUUCAGAGGCAGGAUGCUGGGGUCCAGGUCCAGACCAGUGUCUCUCAUGUAAAUACUUCAGCCGGGGCAGAACAUGUGUUAAAUCUUGCAACUUAUAUUAUGGAGAUGUUCGAGAGUUUGCCAAUGGCUCUGCCUGUGUGGAGUGUGACAACCAGUGUGAAAAGGCCAGUGAAAAAAGUUUGACAUGCCAUGGCCCGGGUCCAGACCACUGUACUAAGUGCCUGCAUCUCAAAGAUGGGCCCAACUGUGUGGAGAAAUGUCCUGAUGGCCUUCAGGGAGCAAACAGCUUCAUCUUCAAAUAUGCUGAGCCCAACAAUGAGUGCCAUCCCUGCCACCCCAACUGCACCAAGGGUUGCACUGGACCCAGAGUGCAAGAUUGUGUUGGUAUGUUGGACAGGACCCCCCUGAUUGCAGCAGGGUUAAUCGGGGCUCUCUUCUUGAUGGUCAUCACAGCUCUUGGUGUGGCCGUUUAUGUCCGCCGAAAGAGCAUCAAGAAAAAGAGAACUUUACGCCGCUUCCUGGAGACUGAGUUGGUGGAGCCAUUGACGCCCAGUGGUACCACACCCAACCAGGCUCAACUACGUAUAUUAAAGGAGACUGAGCUCAAGAGGGUCAAGAUCCUGGGAACUGGAGCAUUUGGUACUGUUUACAAGGGAAUCUGGGCUCCAGAAGGGGAAACUGUGAAGAUUCCAGUGGCCAUAAAGAUACUCAAUGAAAUCACAGGAACAAAAGCCAAUGUGGAGUUUAUGGAUGAGGCAAUGAUCAUGGCCAGCGUGGAGCAUCCUCAUCUAGUGCGUCUGUUGGGGGUCUGUCUGAGUCCCACUAUCCAGCUGGUCACUCAGCUGAUGCCCCACGGCUGUCUGCUAGACUAUGUACAUGAGCACCAGGAGAACAUCGGCUCCCAGUUACUGCUCAACUGGUGUGUGCAGAUCACAAAGGGUAUGAUGUAUCUGGAAGAAAGGCGACUGGUGCACAGAGACCUUGCUGCCCGUAAUGUCUUGGUGAAAUCUCCAAACCACAUUAAAAUUAUUGACUUUGGUCUUGCUCGAUUGCUGGAUGCUGAUGAAAAGGAGUACAAUUCAGAUGGAGGAAAGAUGCCUAUCAAGUGGAUGGCAUUGGAAUGCAUUCACUACAGGAAGUUCACACACCAGAGUGAUGUAUGGAGCUAUGGGGUGACUAUCUGGGAGCUGAUGACAUUUGGAGGAAAGCCCUAUGAUGGCAUUCCUACGCAAGACAUUCCAGACAUCUUAGAGAAGGGCGAGCGUUUGCCCCAGCCACCCAUCUGCACUAUAGACGUCUACAUGGUGAUGGUGAAAUGCUGGAUGAUUGAUGCUGAUAGUCGGCCUAGAUUUAAAGAACUCGCUGCAGAGUUCAGCCGAAUGGCGAGAGACCCUCAGAGAUACCUGGUCAUACAGGGGGAUGAUCACAUGAUGCUGCCCAGUCCCAACCACAGCAAGUUCUUCCAGAAUCUUCUAGAUGAGGAGGAGCUGGAAGAUCUGAUGGAUGCUGAGGAGUAUUUGGUUCCUCAGACCUUCAGUAUCACUACCUCCUCUUACACGUCAAGACCACACAUGGAUACUAGUAGAUCUCAGCUGCGGUGUCGUGAUACAGUUUUUUGCCCAGAAGAUGGGAUGGGAGCCUGUUCCCGGGUCACUGCUGUUUCAGCAAGUGGCAUCUUUGUUCCACUAAGCACACAAGGGGCAGGUCUGGACUCUCUGAAAGAGCAACACUGUAACGGAAGCUUGAAAAAACAGCUCGUGUCUGGCCCAGGGCAGGAUUCCAGUGGCCAGCGCUACAGUGCAGAUCCCACUGUCUUUCUAGGAGAGAGGGGACCCAAAACCAACAUUGAUGAAGAUGGUUACAUGAGUCCAAUGAAAAAAUCAUCCUCAGACCAUCUUAGUCCUAUUGAGGAGAAUCCUUUCGUAACUCUACAGAAAAAAGGAAAUAUUAAUGCACUGGAAAACCUGGGUUACCACAGCACUCCUGAUAGGAAACCCCAAGGUGAGGAUGAGUACAUCAACAAACUCCUUUACCUCAACUCUUACAACAGCAACAGUGGGAUGAACCAGGAGAUUCUGAGGAAAAAUGGAGCUUCCAUCCCACUGCAGAUGACAACAGCGGCCAACACUACAAACAGCCACUUUAUCCUCACCACACAAACUGGGAAAGCCCAUCACCAUGGCCAGGGAACACAUGUCCAUUUUGCUGUUCCACCUGUUCAGUCUCCUCCAACAAGAUCAUUGAGCCAAAAUGAUCAGUAUUCUCAGUCGCCACUUGGUGUUGAAGCCAAUUCUUCGAGCAAGUCUGACAAUCCUUCCCUGUUAACACAAAUCUCCCUCAUCAACCAACAGAUCCAACCUUGUCUGGCAAGUCAGCCUGGUUGUGCAACCCAACCCAACUCAACCCAAGUGGCAAAGUCUGCAGUCACAAUUAAGAGUAUAUCUGGCCUUCCGGGCCACCUUGUCUAUUCAGGUAACAUGUUUCAAACAGGUCAUACUGGGACUGUAAUGGUUGACAGGAAAUUGAAAAAGAAUUUCGAUAAUCCAGACUACUGGCAGCACAGUCUACCCCCCAAGGUGACCCAGCCAAUCCCUCAAGAUCCUUCACAAGGCUCCAAAAGCAAACAUCUCUACAGGCACAGUAUCCGAAGUCGAAUUGCUAUAGCUGAAUACCCAGAGAAUAUUUCAGAGUUUAACAAGAGACCAGGAACAGUCCUCCCACCCCCACCAUAUCGGCACAGGAAUACAGUAGUGUAAAACUGCAUUCUCCACUUUCUGAAGCCAGAUUCCUCAACCAGCACCUAUACCAACAUAUACUUAAAGGAGUAGUUCAUCCAAAAAUGAAAAUGUUGCUUCAAACCCAUAUGACUUUCUUUCUUCCUUGGAACACAACAGGUGGAUUUUGACAGGGAUUAUUCGUUAUUUAAUAAAAAUGAAUAGUGACUCUGGUCUGUCAAGCUCGGAAAAGGACAAAGAGAACACCAUAAAACCACACUUAAAAAUAAUCAAUACGACUCAUGUACUAUAUUCCAAGUCUUCUAAAGACAUAUGAUUACUUUGUGUGAUUAAUACAACUAAAUUUAUGAGGUUAUUUACUCUCAAAUCAACUAAUUAAUAAAGCGCUGAAAUCAGAUAUGGUGGCUACAUUGAAAACAUCAAACUGUCAUUGGUUCUUGUUGCAUCCGUGAUCAAACGUGUCACAAUAAAAUGAUUAUAUGGCUUUGGAAGACUUGAAAUAAAGUGUAUUGAAAUGAGUCAUACUGAUUACUUUUAGUGUGGUUUUAUGCUGUUUUUUUAUAUUAUUUUUUAUUUUUUUUUAUUUUGACAUAUUGGAAUUAGUUUUUACUUUCAAUAUAUGUCAAAUAAUCCCUGUGAAGACUAUUUUAAAAAUGGAGCAACAUUUGGUUGAGUACUUAAUGGCAGAAUUUUCAGUUUGGGUGAACUAAUCCUUUAAUCCUCUAUCAGACAUUAAAAUGGAAUUACUAAAGAAUUACUCAACAGGAAAACUCUCAACUUAAAAAAAAAAAAAAAAAAAAAAUUGCCAGAGGAAUUUGAGACAGAGAUAAACAAGAGGAUAUUGGACUUUAAAGGGAAUACUUAUCAACCAAAGUGCCUCUAAUCUAUUCCAAAAACUAUUCAACCUUUUUUAGUCUAAUAAUCAGAAUAUAACCUGACUGAUACUCCUACAACUUAGAAGUGAAAUGGGACAUGGUCCAAACUGACAAGAAACUAGAAAACUUCCUCUUAAGGUUUUAGAUGCGGGAAAUGGAAAGUGUAUUUCUGGUGUCAUACAUUUAUACUCGGAUAAAAAUGCUAACAUACUGUAUGUUGACAGUGCAACUUCUCGCUAGUAAAUUGUCUUUUUGGCCAUUUUUCAUCCAUCCUGGAUUGUUGUGGUCCGUAUAUUGUUGGUUUACCUGAGGUGAACAACAUUGCUAUUUUCUCUCCUGCUUUUGCCUCAUUUAUGCUUGAAGCAAAUGGUGGACACAGCUACGUUAUAUAUCUAGUAGCCUACAGAGCCUACAGGAACGUUAGGGUAACUCUUGGAUGUGAAUCAGACAAUGCCAUGGAUUGACUUGGUGCACUCAUCCCAUUCUCCCAACCCAUCCCAAAUGUAUUAAUGGACUAACAAUGGUUGGAUACUAUUUAUUUUCUUUCCUGUUGUUCUGUGUCAUGUUUUUUUUUUUUUUUUUUUAAAGAUCUUACCUGUGUGCCCCCAGUUUUGAAAUCUCAAAUAUAGGAAUUAUUAACAAAUCUGAUACAGACAGAGCACAUGGGGCAGCCAUAUCACAGUGCUUCAAGUGCAGACAGGAAAUAAGUGCCUUCCUCAGUGACACAAAAGGUUGGUGGAAGUGCCAGAAGAGAGAUAGUAACUGGAAUUUGAACUACUGUAAAUGUAUAAUAUUGUAUGUAUAAUAAAUGUGCAACAAAUUUGAAUAUUUACUACUGAGUCACCUAACGUAUGUGCAAAAAAACUUGCCAAGGACUGGGAACUAUGUAUUGAAAAAAAAUUGUAUUUAAAAGUAAUGAAUUUGAUAAAGAAAAUAAUUUAACGACAAAACUUAUAUACUAUUGGAAAGCAAUAUUACAGAUGAAUUAAACUCAAGGAGGGCACAAAACAAACUAAAAUAAACUACUGAUCUCCAAUGGAGAAUUUUUCAUUGUACUGUGACAGAAAAUACUUUUGUCUGAAAUAUAUACCUGCUCUCAAUGAGAGUGUGACCGUAUUGUGGCCAGGGAGACAUUGUUCAUAUGUUUUGCAGACUGUAAUAGACUUCCAUCACUACUUAUCACUACUAUGUCAAAAAGUCAUAGCAAAUAAGAGGUUGUGACAAAUGUGUGCAAAUUAUGUCCUAAAUGUAUCAUGCUAAUAUUAUGAGCAUUUGAUUUGCUUUCGACUGAACAGCUAUGGGAGAUGUAGCUAGAUUUUUGGGGGCUUUUCUUAUUGUUUGCCUUGUACUUUAUUUGGUUUUGGGACUAUAUCAAAAUAUGCAUCUCAUCCCUGUUGUAAUUCUAUUAUUACCCCCCCCCCCCCCCAAAAAAAAGGUUAGUACAUUUCCAAAGAUUCUGACAUUUUAUGGUCUAUGAGGGCCUUUUUAUGUUGCAUGUUACAAGUACCACCCUUUUCCACUCUAUUCAGGUGUAAUCCAUUACUAAUCUGUACUUUCCCUUGUAAAAAAAAUAAAUAAAAAUGUUUUAUUGGUAUGAUGAUUCAGUGAUGGUAUCAGAUGGUACUUGGAUACGUACUGUGCCUUGAAAACACUAAUAAGUUGACUUUACUUAAUGAAUUGAUUAAUAAACUCG